CCUCCACUCAGUCUGUGUUUACAUGCUUUAGCGAGCAGCAGAUGAGCGCCCCCAACCACAGGAGGGGCCCCCGAGAUAUCACAGCCGCAGGACAGGACCCAGAGAGCGCAGACUGCUGCCAUGAAGGUAUCAACUACUGAAAUGCUGGAGGAUGACACGGCAGUGACAGAUGAAGAAGAGAUUCCGGCUCCUACGCCAGAGGAGCCUUCAGAUUCUCUGAAGGACCACCCGGACCCACCAGCAGGUGUCAUCUGGAGAGUGACAGGAGGACUAUACAGCAUGACAAGAGGAGCUGUCGGAGCCACCCUCGGAGGUGUCGCCUGGGUGGGAAGUAGAAGCUUGCAGCUGACAAAGACGGCGGUUACCAGCGUGCCAGCUGCCGGUGUGGGACUGGUUAAAGGAGGAGUUUCUGUGGUGACUGGUGGAGUUGGAGCUGUUGGCUCUGCUGUCGCCAACAAAGUGUCCUUUAUCCACAAGAAAAAGGACAAGUUUGAUUAACCACGUUACUGAUUUAUCAUGGUCUGAUGACAUGCGUCAUAUCAGGAAGAGCGUCCAUGUCCACAUUUUUCAGAUUCCAGUGAUCAGUCCUUGUAGUAUGUCCUCACCUGGUGAAGAACUGGUUCUGACAACUCCCACUGUUUAAAACUAAACUAGAUGCACCUUGAGAACCAAGUCAAUGGUGGACAUUCUAGGUUGCAAUUUGCUAAAGUGAAGCAUUAUGUAAUAUUUAUUUACAACCUAUUAUUUACAUAGAGCAGAAAUAGUCUGCAGUGUUGUAGAGGAAAUGCACUUGCAUCAGUUCCCGCCAAUCACCUAUUUCAUACAUGAAUAUUGAGAGUUGUAUGGUGCUCUUUGGAAGGGAAGGGGAGCUGCUUGCGGACACAUACAUGAGCUCUCUCAUCUGGCUAAAAAAAGGAGCUCCUGAGCAAGAAAAUGCCCAUGCCUCCCCAUAAACAUGCAUGCUCGGAUCAGUAAGGCCAGCAUGCUUAAUUUAAUAAAAUCUACUUGGAAGGCACCGCUGGCGCUACUCAGGCCUAAAACCCAAGGUUAAUUAGCAGGUUCACACCAUGAGUAAAAAUUGUUAGGCUCACUAACAUGCAAUGCGUUCAGAAAGUCUUCAGACCCUUUCAAUUUUUUUUCACAUUUUAUUAUGUUUUGGCCUUAUGCUAAAGUUUUUCCCCAUCAUUCUGCACUCAGUCCCCGAUAAUGAGAAAAUGAAACAGAAUGUGAGAAAUCUUUGCUAAUUUAUUAAAAAUGAAAAAAUAAAAUCUUGCGCUGACAUAAGUUUUCAAACCCUUUACUCAGUUGAAGCCCCUUUGGCAGUGAUUACAUCCUCCAGUCUUUUUGGGGAUGAUACCACAAGGUUUACACACCUGGAUUUGGGGAUUUUCUGCCAUUCUUCUCUGUAGAUCCUCUCAAUCUCUGUCAGGUUGGAUGGGGAUGUUGGUGGUCAGCCAUUUUCAGGUCUCUCCAGAGAUUUUUGAUUGGGUUCAAGUCAGGGCUCUGGCUGGGCCACUCAAGGACAUUCAUAGAGUUGUCCCUGAGCCGCUCCUGUUUUGUCCUGGCUGUGUGCUUAGGGUCAUUGUCUUGUUGGAGGGUGAACCUUCAGCCCAGUCUGAGGUGCAGAGCACUAUGGAUCAGGUGUUCAUUAAGAAUAUCUCUGUGCUUUGUUCCAUUCAGCUUUCACUCAACUCUGACCAGUCCUCCUGUCCCCCCAGUAUUAUGCUCCCACCACCAUGCUUCACUGUAUGGAUGGUAUUGGGCAGGUGAUGAGCGGAGCCUGGUGUCCCCCAGACAUGACAUGAUGCUUAGAAUGGAGGCCAAAAAGUUCAAUCUUGGUUUCAUCAGACCAGAGAAUCUUGUUUCUCACAGUCUGAGAGACCUUAAGGGGCUUUUUUUUUGUAAACUCCUGUCAGCAUUCAUGUGUUUUUUACUGAGCAAAGUCUUCUUUCUGGCCAUAAAACCCAGAUUGGUGGAGGCUGCAGUGAUGGUGGACCUUCUGGAAGUUUCUCCUAUCUGCACACAGGAUCUUUGGAGCGCAGCCAGAGUGACCAUUGGGUUUUUGGUAACCUCUCUUGCCAAAACCCUUUUCCCUCGAUUACAUAGUUUGGUGGGGCAGCAGCUCUUGGAAGAGUCUUUUGUGUUCCAAACUUCUUCCAUGUAAGAAUUAUGGAGGCCACUGUGUUCUUGGGGACUUUUAGUUUUUGCCCCCUUCUCCAGAUCUGUGCCUCCACACAAUCCUGUCUCUGAGCUCUACAGGCAGUUCUUUUCUCCUUGUGGCUUGGUAGUUGCUCUGAUAUGCAUCGUUAGCUGUGAGAUAUUAUAUAGACAGGGCUGUGUCUUUCCAAAUCAUGUCCAAUCAACUAAAUAAACCACAGGUGAUGCCAAUCAAGCUGUAGAAACAUCUCAGAAAUGAUCCAGAGAAAUGGGAGGCCUCAGAUCAAAAUGUCAAGUGUCACAGCAAAGUGUCUGAAUACUUAUGUCCAUGUGAAAGUUUAGUUUUUCCUUUUUUACAAAUUUGCACAAAUUCCUAAAAUUCCGUUUUCACUUUUUCAUCAUGGGGUAUUGAGUGCAAAAUGAUAGGGGAAAAACUAGAUUUUUUUAUUUUAUUUUAGCACAAGGCCAGAACAUUACAAAAUGUGUAAAAGGGUUCUUUCCAAAUUCAUUGUGUCAAUGGUCAGCUUACCAGAUCAGCAGCAUAGUGUAUAUUUGUGACAUAUACUGCAUAAAAGUUAGGCCUUAGAAUAGGUCAUCAAUAUCUAAUCGGUGGGGGUCUGACCCCCUGCACACCUGCCAAUCAGCUGCUCCUACGCUACAUAUGUCCGUCUACUGGUGUAGUGGACGGAGUUGGUUACUGCAGCGUUGCUUCCAUUCACUUCAAUGACAGAAGAACUGCAGUUACCAUCUCUGUCCACCAUGUGUCAGUGGAACUGCAGGGUCCAGGACCCCCGCCGAUCAGCUAUGGAUGACCUAUUCUGAUGAUAGGAUAUCAAUAGCAAAAUCCUGAAAUACCCCUUUAAAGGGAGUCUCUAUCUUUUAGUGCCAUGUCAAUUUUAGGUCCUUAGGUUCCUUAAAUUGAUCUCCAAUGCUCCUGCCCAGAUGGUUAAAUAAUACAGUUCCGACAGCCACCACUGGAGGGAGUUUACUGCAAACUCUGUUAUCAUUAAGUUCAGUGUAACGUCUGAGCUCCCCCUAGUGGUGGCAGUCAGCAGAACUGCAGCACAUAACUCUAUGCAGGGGACUUGGAGCUCUGCAUCAGGAAAACGGAGCGUGGACCGCGAGCAAGUUAUAUUAAGAAAUUAAUCAGCACAGAAUUUUUGAUUUAUCUAGAUUAGAUUGUGCCUCAAACCAGAGCAUUAUGGGAGCCGAAGAGCCUCCUGGCUGGGAUUCUUAGAUGAGUUUGACAAUGCAAUAAUGGAGGAGAUAACACGUGCUAUCACCCAGUACUUUAUCUCAGCUCCUAUCAGCCCGGACUUUACAUGCUCUGAUCCUAAUAAACUACAUGAAAUAAAAAAUAGUUGCCGCUCCCAGCAGCUGACAAUGGGAAUAAUAACAGCGCUGAUAUCUUUAUAUCUUAAUCAGCAGUGACAUCUACUCUUCCGCAAUGAGUAUCUGGAAUCGGUUUAAUUUAUUUUAUCCCAUUGUCGUCUUUAUUAAAUUGUCAUCUUCUGUUAAUAUUGCGGCUAGAUCACCAAGAUAGUGUCUAACAGAAGCUGCGGUCGUUGCCUAUUCUAUCCCAGUAGCAGGUACCAGAGUUAAAAAAACAUGGCUGCUUACUUCCAGGAACAACGCCAUCUCUGUCCGUGGGCUGAGUGUGUGGAAUUGCAGCUCAUCUACAUUGAAAUGCAUGCAGCUAAGCUGCAGUACCGCACACAGCCUGUGGACAGGUGUGGCGCUGUUUUGAAAAGAAAGCGGACAUGUUUUUUUGAAUUUUGUACAACCUGUAUGGGAUAAAAACAAAUCGUGGUUGGUGUCUUCCUAAAAAAGCGCCAUACCUGUCCACAGGCCGUGUGUGGUAUUGCAGCUCAGAGAGGUAAGACAUUGUUUUUUGGGGGAAAGGAGGGGGUUCUAAUGGACCCUGAGUUACCAGAAUAAAACCAGUAUUUCAGGUUGGUUUUGCAGGGUUCAGUACCUUCUAUGGACGCUUAUCCUAUGGUGUCCACUAGAGAUGAGCGAAUUUCCACUUAUCAAAUUCGUUCACACUUCGUUUGUUGGUAAAAGGUGAAUUGCGAUAUGGACUCCGCUACCACGCAAUUCUAUACCGGAAUGCCCUUUGAGUUGUACUGCGCAUGUACCAGUUAGAGAGCCAGUAUUGGUCAGGUGAGAAGACUGUGUAGGAACUUGGCCCUGUCAAUCAAGUAGAGGGAGGGGCCGGCAGAGGAAGCAGGAGGAGCAAGGGUGCACAGAGUGGCUUGGGGCCGCCCUCGGUGCACUUAACUGCUCAUUUGCAUAUGGAUUAAAUGUAGUUUUUCAUCAGAACGAAGCAACGGAUCGCGGAGUGAGAGGUAUCAUUACGUUCCGCUGAGCUAGUCCUACAAGGCAUUGUGCCUGGUUUAUCAGUGAAUUUGCUGGGGACAAAUUAGCCUUUAGGCCUCACACAACCGUACGUAUUUUGCGGUCUGCAAGCAAAAUACGGACACUAUCCGUGUUGCAUCCACAUUUUUUGCGGUCCUAUUGACUUCAGGGGGCCUGUGGUUCUCAUUUUGCGGCCAUGUAUAGGAGUUCUUAUAUCUUUUGGCAGAAUAGACAUCCGGAUGCGGAAAGCACAUGGAUCAUCUGUAUGCUUUCAGCAUCCGUAUGUCCUUUCCACAAAUACAUAAUAAAUAGAAUAAGUCCACACAAUGCAGAGCAGACCUCAGACCCAUUGAAGUCAAUAGGUUCGGGGGGAAAAUGCUGACGCAAAACGGGCACAGUCGUGUGAAGGAGGCCUUGACGUGUUAAGUGUCAGGUUAACAUUUGGUACCUCUGUGGGGAAAUUGUACCUGGUAUCUGUAUAUUACGUGUAGGUCCUGGCCAAGUUCAUAUGUAUCUUAGGUUAUCCUGAUAAGUUUUCUAGUGAAUAUCCUUCCCUUGACUUAGGUCAGGCUGUAGAGUAAAAUCUUGGUUGAAGGUCAUUCAAUAGAGAAGUAUCCACUGUACUGGAUGUAUAGAGCCUGAGUCAAAGACCUUGAGAUGAUCUAAUGAUGUCUGGCCUUCGGUUGGGCUGUCUCUUCAAGGUAGGAUUCUUCUAGGGCAGUGAUGGCUAACCUCCACCACGCCAGCUGUGGUGAAACUACGACUCCCAGCAUGCUCUACUCAUUUCUAUGCAAGUGUGCAUCUUGGGAGUCGUAGUUUUACCACAGCUGGAGUGCCGGAGGUUAGGCUGUUCUUGGUCAAGGUAACCUUCAGAUCACCACGUCCUUGAGGCUGUUCCUGACAAGUUGACCAUGUUCUCUACAAGAAGUCAUUGUGCCCUUCUCGGAAGUCCAAGCAGAGAGGUUUUUGUCAGAGAUAAUAUACGUCGAGAUGAGUAAGGCGUAAAGAACGCCGAAUGUAACACAUGGAAAGCUUCCAUUUAUCCCUCGCUCUCACACAAGGUAACCAAGUCUUACUCUACAUAGUUGUCUAUUAUUGCAGGAGAUGUGAAUUCCACGAUGCUUGAGAAGAAAUGAAAAGUCGCUCAUUAUUCACCCUUAAGUGAACCUUCACAUGCACUAAUAGGAAAUAUUCUGUUACUUUCAUGCAAAUAAAGAAGCAAAUAACUUGUC
Molecule: messenger RNA, 5747 nt
Organism: Bufo gargarizans (Asiatic toad)
Lineage: Eukaryota; Metazoa; Chordata; Amphibia; Anura; Bufonidae
Product: transmembrane protein 263-B-like
Exons: 3
Coding region: 121-498 (125 amino acids)
Source: RefSeq, a predicted model, not a curated record